CUCUCUCUCUCUCUCUCUCUCUCUCUCUCUCUCUCUCUCUCUCUGUCUGCGGGUCUGCAGGGCCUCGCGCGGCGUCAGACAGGUGAGUGCACUGCGCGCGGAAUGCGAGGAAUGCGCGAGAGAUAGCGGUGCGUGCGUGCGUGAACUCGUCUUCUGUGAGCGGUCCGCUGUGGAAGGAGAAGCACUCGGAUCACGAUGAUCUCCCGCCGAGAAACGCCAGCACAGGGAUUUCUCUGAUUUUCCAGAAGGUCAGGAAAAGCCCAUAACAUCCGUUUCCAUGGCAACCAGUCCCAGGACAUUCCCUGAUGUCCAGAGGACACAAUGCAGCAGGUUUGGCUGCGCGAUGGGAAGGAAACGCUGUUAAAGUGAUAUUCAGAAACACCAGUCUCCGUGUCAGUGAUCUGGAGAGCGUUCUCGGAGGUCUUUUUUACUUAAGAAGAGUUUGGGACGGAGGAUUCGGAGAGAGGAAGUGGCUUUGACAUGAAUGCAUGUUGUACAGUGUUAAAUCCCUGCAGUCUGUAGGAUCAUCAUCAUCAUCAGCACGGUCUGGAGUAACUGUUCAUGUCUGAUGACCAUGUGCAUCUGUUCUGAUGCUGUACAAACUUCUGUUCUUCUGAUGUGUCUAUGUCACCAAGCAGGAGGAAGAGUGUGACGGCCUUCAUCAGUCAGGUGUUCUCAGGCCUGAAGGACAUGGACUCUCUGAAGAAGGAGCUGGAGGAGGAACUCAGACUCAGCACUGAGGAUCUGAGGAGUCACGCCUGGUAUCAUGGACAGCUGCAGCACGAGGGAGCGGAGCAGUUGUUGAGUAGAGAUGGGGAGUUUCUGGUGCGUGACUCCAGCUCCAGCACGGGCGAAUACGUCCUGAGCUGCAUGUGGAAAAAUCAGCCCAUGCACUUCAAAAUCAUACGUGUCGUGCUGCGACCCAAACAGGGUUACACCCGGGAGCUCUUUCAGUUUGAGAAAGAUCAGUUCGAUAACAUUCCAGCGUUAAUUCGCUUUCAUGUCGGCGGACGGCAUCCCAUCUCACAUUCCACCGGAGCUAUCAUCUUUCAGCCAAUCACGCGCACUCUGCCUCUACGCAUCAUCAGCGAGCACCAGGCUGCGAGGUCAUCGAGCUCCUCCCUCCUGUCACGAGGUCAGAGCAAGAGGCGGAGCCUGAGCUCCUCUCAGAAAGACACACUGCAGCUCAACAGCAACAACCUGCUCAGAAGCGGCAGUCAGCCUGCUAAUCUGGAGACAGUUGGGAGACCGUCACUACAGUCCGCUCAAUCUGACAGCAACCUCCGCACAGGUGUCCCACAGAGCUGUCCGUCACAGGAGUCCAGCCCCGCCCCCGUCUCCCUGGUGUUCCGCACUGGAAGUGAGCCUGUUCUAAGCCCAGCCGCUUCCUGCGCCGCUCCGCCCAGCCAGUCGAGUCUCGGCGGCUGUCCUCUGCGCGGUUCUGAUGGACAGCUGCAUUCACGUGCGCCUCCCAAACCACUGCGGAUCUCCAUCGUCUUCACCCCGACUCAACCUGAUUCUGGUCCGGAGACUGAUUCCACCGGCCUCUAUGGUGAGCUGGUGCCACAGAUCCCCAUCACCAUGUUGCCCAAAGGUCACACGGCACGUCUCCGCGCUCAGGAGCGAUGGACCAGCCGCGCACGUCUCACCGAGACCAGCUUUGGCUUCCUGGAGGCGCAGAAGCUGGAGGAGGAGCGCAGGGAGAGCGAGAGGAUCGAGGAGGAUGAGCGUGAUUGGUGUUUCGAGCAGCCGCAGACUGAGACCACAUCAUGUUUCCGUCUGGAUGAGUUCCGCUCGCUCAUGCUGCCCGACAACAACCGUCCGCUGGAUCAGAGCGUCCUGCUGAAGGUCAAAGAGCUGCUGACGCACACCGACGCCAGGACCACCGCACUACACAUGCUCAGCGUCAACUGCCAGGUGGCUCGGGUCACAGGGGUGACGGUGGAGCAGAAGAGGAUAAUGGGAGUGGAAACCGGUCUGGAGCUCAUCACGCUGCCACACGGAGGCCAGCUCAGACAGGACCUGCUGGAGAGGCAUCACACUCUGGCUCUGGGCGUGGCGGUGGAUCUUCUGGGCUGUACUGGGACAGUGGGUCAGCGGGCGAUGGUGCUGCACAGGAUCAUCCAGCUGGCGCAGGAGCUGCGCAACACCACACACGACCUGUACGCCUUCUCCGCCGUCAUGAAAGCACUGGAGCUGCCGCAGGUGGUGAGGUUGGAGAUGACGUGGAGAGCGCUGAGGCGCAAUCACACCGACAGCGCCGUGAUGUUCGAGAAGAGUCUCAAGCCCUUCAUGAAAUCCCUGAAUGAGGGUGACGACGCCGUGGUGUCGGGGCCGCUGUCUCUGCCGCACAUGGAGCCGCUGCUGAGGCUGAUGGAGGGCGAGGACAGCAUGGAGUCCACCGACAGAGGCUGCCAGCUGCUCUACAACCUGCUGCAGUCGGCACGCAACGCCGCGCUACACGCUAACGACUGCACGCAACACGCUCACGGCCUGCUCUCCGCCGGCUGGGAGCCAAUCCCGGAGCUGCUGGAGGUGUUUCAGACAGAGUUCGCCCUUCGGCUCUUCUGGGGACAGAUGGGCGCCAAAGCCGAUCGCAAGGAGCGCUACGCCAAAUUCGACAGGAUCCUCACGGUCCUCUCCAACAAACUGGAACCAGACGGCAGCUCGGAGAUUACAGUAAAUGUUAAAACAGACCGGAAAGACUGUCCAAGCCAAAGCACAAUCAGAUUAUAAAGGACCUUCAGACGUGAUGCUGUUGUAAAGGUGAAGUGUCGAUUCUCUUAUUAUAAAAUUCUAUUUUAAUGCUGAAAAUAUGCCAUGCUUUACCUUCAAUUUGUUUACAGUGAUGAUGAUUUAAAGCUGUGAUUGUGUUCACACCUGAGUGAAAUUUGCCAAAUCUAUAUUUCUGACCGUUUAUAUGUAAAGAAUAUAUUUGAAUUUCUUAAUGGAUUCAAAUGGAAAUAAAUAUAUCAAACUAAGUCUGUUUAGUUUGCAGACAACAUGAAAGAGCAUCAUGUGAUUUACUUUCAAAUAUAGUCAGGAUUAGGUGAACAGCCUACUCGAUGAAUUGAGAAAGGUCAGAUGGGACUGAAUAAAAGUCAAAAAUGAACAAUAAGCAAAAAUAUAAGGAAAAUAGCAGUGGAGCAAGUCAAAAAAAUGACAUUUAGAGGUCUGUGCACCAAUGAUCUCACACACCGUGGAAUCCCUGGAAAAUGUACUGAAUUGCAAAAGAGUGAAUUUGGUUUCACUUUGACUGAAAAUAUUGGCAUUUAUUAACUGUUGUGUGUAGCCAGCAGGCGAAGACAAACACCAAAACACAUCCUGCGCAUCUAAAACCAGCGAACUCACGGCACAUCUGAUCUGAAACAUCAUUACCACUUAAACAUCCUUGCGUUUGAAUUAAAAAUAAAUAAAUACCUUAAUGCCUGUUCACACCAAGAACAAUAACUAUACCUUUAAAGUUUUAAUUAACGUUCUAAUACAUUGAGAAUGAGGAAGUCCACACAACUUCGAUAUCACACUGAGGAACGAUACAUUCGAUACGAUACGAUACAUGCAUACAUUCUCGAAUCACUUCCAGAAAGCUUUUGUCCCGCUGAUAAAUGAUAAAAACACUGACAAUAAAUCAGAAUCCAUCUUUAAUAAAGACCACAACAUUUAAAGCGGCAGACUUCAUAAACAGAACAUUUAUAAACAGAUCAUUCUUGGCGUGAAUGGGCCUUAAAGGGACAGUUCACCCCCAAAAUAAAAAAAAAACAGAUAAAGUCAUCAUUUACUCACACUGUGGUGUUCUAGCCCUUCUUUCAAUUUCAGGCAUCAUUUCCCACAUUAUAUCACAGAAUGAUCCCAUGUCAUAUAUUCCAAGUGUUCUGGCGGCUUAUAAUCUACUCAAAAUGUAAUGUAUUAUUUAAUGAAAAUCCUGACCUUGACUGUUGUUCAUGUGCAUGGCAUUUAAGCAUUUAAAGUGGCGGAUGCACUUGUUGAUAUCAUCCGAUGACGUGGACGCUAAUAUAGAUGUCGUUAUAGUUAUCAUUUUUUUGGGUUAAACAGAUAUUUAAAUUAAAUAUGGCAAUCAUUCAGCACAAGUUUGGACACACUUGACUGUUUUUAUGCAUCAUGAAG
Messenger RNA from Sinocyclocheilus anshuiensis, 4125 nucleotides. Its product is annotated as breast cancer anti-estrogen resistance protein 3-like. The transcript has 15 exons. Gene Ontology annotation, biological process: small GTPase-mediated signal transduction; positive regulation of peptidyl-serine phosphorylation. The coding region runs from base 625 to 2736 and encodes 703 amino acids. Gene Ontology annotation, molecular function: phosphotyrosine residue binding; guanyl-nucleotide exchange factor activity. NCBI's taxonomy places the organism in Eukaryota, Metazoa, Chordata, Actinopteri, Cypriniformes, Cyprinidae. The record is from RefSeq and is a predicted model, not a curated record.